AUGGCGAACACUCAACGGGAAGACAACACUAUAUAUCUUACGGAAAAAGAGGCGGAGCGCAUUAAGAACACAGUAGAAGAGCGAAUAAAGAAGUGCACAGAACAACAUGGGAAUCCAAAAGUACCGAGAGACAAGGUAGCGGCUCAUCAACAAGCCACUGGCGCUGCUCUCAUGGCCGAUAUGGGCGGCGCACCAGAUCCGGAUUUGUUACAAACCCAAGGCAAGACCGCAAGUACCAUUCCGGCGAUUGGAGUAGGACGGCCAUACGCGCCAUGUAAAGUGCCAGUAUCCGAGUUGGAACCCAUAAAGAUGGCUGAUCUUCGCAUGGAGACUCAUCAUCGAGGCCGAAAGCUAACAGUCAAGCGAGAGAGUCCGGUAGUCACGCUUGUAGCAAGAUCGUGGACCAUGGUUCAAGAAGAAGACGGCAGCGACUCUGAGCGUCUGGAAAUUUCACUUCACAAAUCUCGGUACGGGGAAGAUAUACUGGAAUCGACGAAGCUCUUCAUCAUCAAAGAACCAUACUUUACCCUCACUGACCAGGGGGAGCCUACACUCCGCAUCGACCAUCCCUCCGACUUGGUGAUUUGCAAUCAGGAUAUCCUGAACCUCAAGACAUUCGAGGAUACAGCAGCGGCUGAAAAGGCGGCAACUAGGUUCAAAAAGGAGGGCAAUGACGCCCUCAAGAAGCAGGAUCUGCCAGUGGCACUUGACAAGUACUCUGCGGGUCUGGCAAUCGCAACGCAGAGUAUCGUAUCAGACUCGAAUCCAGAUCUGGCCCGGGACAUCUACCGCAACCGCGCUUAUGUGAAUCUUCUGCUGGGCCGCUUAGACGAAGUCCAAACAGACGCGCGAGCCUCCUUGACAGGCAGAGAAGACACCAAAUCCAACGAACUAGACAGCAAAGCCUUCUACCGCGCCGGCAUGGCCGCUUACAACCAAAGCCGGUGGCACGUAGCCAAAGACCACUUCCUCCAACAACAAUCCCUCACCCCCGACGACAAAGACGCCAAGUCCCAACUCAAAAAGAUCGAAGCCCGCCUCCGCGAAGAACAAACCGGAUCCUACGACCUCUUCAAAAUCCGCACUUCCCUCUCCAAAGCCCGCUCCCGCAUCGACGCCGGAAACUUUAUUCUCAAGACCGAAAUCAAACAAAGCCCUGGCAAAGGUCGCGGCCUCUACGCAACCUGCGACAUACCCGCCGGGGACAUCGUCAUAUGCGAAAAAGCCUUUUGCGUAGUCUGGGGCCACGAACCAGACACCCUAACCGCCAUGACCUACGACGUACGGGACUCUCGAAUCCGCGUUGCGCCCCUCGGCCUCGCCAAAGCGCUCGUUCAAAAAUGUCUAAACCAACCCAGUCUAACAGACGGCUUCAUGGACCUCUUCGGCGACUACGUAGGCGACGUCGCAAACGUGUUUGUCAACGCCGACGGACCCGUCGUAGACGUCUUCCGCGUCCACGACAUCAUGUCACGCAACGGCUUCGGGCCGGGUAGCCAAUUCGGCGAGGAAAGCGCACGAAAUGCCAGCACAGGACUCUGGAUCCAUGCUGCCUACAUCAACCACUCUUGUCUGGCGAACACAGCAAAAGAAUUCGCGGGCGAUCUGCUCAUCAUCCGCGCCACACGUGAUAUCAAGGCCGGCGAGGAAAUCUUCCAUCCGUACGAUGCGUCGCUAGACUACGAGACGAGGCAGGGGUUUUUGGACCGCACGUGGGGGUUUCGCUGCUUUUGUAGGCUGUGCGAGACGGAGGAUAAGGACGGCAAGGAGGUUCGGGAUAGGCGCAUGGAGUUGCUGGGGGAGGCGGACGCGUUUAUUGAUAAGACGCCUUGGGCAGGGGCUAAGAGGGUGGCGCUCAGGAAGGCGCAGAACUUGCUCAAGGGGCUCGACGCUACGUAUGAUGAAGCGAGGUGGGAGGGCCUGCCGAGGAGACACACAGAGGGGAUUAGGGCGUGGUUGGCUAGAGCGAGUCCACGGUGA
This is a messenger RNA of Pyrenophora tritici-repentis Pt-1C-BFP, 1980 nucleotides long. Its product is annotated as protein containing SET domain protein. Lineage: Eukaryota; Fungi; Ascomycota; Dothideomycetes; Pleosporales; Pleosporaceae. The record is from RefSeq and is a predicted model, not a curated record. Gene Ontology annotation, molecular function: protein binding.